Molecule: messenger RNA, 693 nt
Organism: Prunus armeniaca (apricot)
Lineage: Eukaryota; Viridiplantae; Streptophyta; Magnoliopsida; Rosales; Rosaceae
Source: the annotation of a GenBank genome assembly
AUGGACCAACACAAGACCAAAAAAACUUUAAAACUCCUCUGUAGCUAUGGCGGGAAAAUCCUCCCACGUCACACCGACGGUAAUCUCCGUUACGUCGGUGGCCUCACUCGUGUUCUUGCCGUCGAUGCCUCCAUUUCCUUUGCAGAGCUAAUGGUGAAACUCGCGGAGUUCUGUUGCUACUCUGUGGAUUUGAGGUGUCAAUUGCCGGAUGGAGAUUUGGAGACCUUGAUUUCGGUCAAGUCCGACGAGGAGUUAGCUAAUAUCAUCGAAGAGUACGAUCGAGCUUCUUCUUCGUCUCGUCCUCUAAAGAUCAGAGCCAUUCUCUCGCCGCCGAAAUCGCUGAAGCAAAUCUCGCCUCCUAUGUCUAUGGCUACGAGCGGCGGCGAUCUGUCCCCUUCGAAAUCGCUCUUAUCGUUCACCGAUUCGCCUCCGAAACGGUAUGUUUCGCCUCUGAAAGGGUAUGUUUCGCCUCCGAAACGGUAUGUUUCGCCUCUGAAAGGGUAUGUUUCGCCUCCGAAACGGUACGCUUCGCCGCCGAUUGUACAUCCCGGGCCAGUCAGGUUUCAGAAAGGGUCCGGACGUGUUUGCUACUAUCCUUGCCAUGUCCAGAGCAACCCCAGCGACAUGUCUUAUAUUCCUCAUCAUCAUCAUCACCAUCAACAUCGUCAUCCUCACUGCAAUGACUGGCGUUGA